Molecule: messenger RNA, 249 nt
Organism: Geodia barretti
Lineage: Eukaryota; Metazoa; Porifera; Demospongiae; Tetractinellida; Geodiidae
Source: the annotation of a GenBank genome assembly
GCCGUGAAAAGUGGUGUGUUCUUUGGUGAGUUUGGUGUGGGCACGUUGCAUAACUGUGCCUGGACCUUCAUACACGAACCCCCUUUGUCCCCUCCAAACCUCUCCCUCCUUGUCCCAUGUAAGAGGGAAGAGGGAUAAAAGGUGAUGAAAUCAAGUGAUCCUGCAGUAAUUCCAGAGCUGAUGCCCGUAGUUCCUCUCCAGUAUGCCCUCGCUUUGGGAAGGAGAAAUGGACAACUUCUCCUUUCACUU